GAAAAACUCCAGAGUCAGACCCGAUAAUAUAUAUAUAUAUAUAUAUAAACAGAAGAGUCAUUCUCAUCGAUGGUGCAACCAGGUUUUUUUGGUUUUUGGUUUUGUUUUUCUUGUAUGUUAUAAAUUAAUAUAUUUUUUCUGUGUUGUUUUCUAGAAGUAUUAUUUUUGCAAUUCUCUGCCAUUCAAAGCUAAGCCAUGGGAACUCAAGCUCCUGCUGAUCAUCAGAACAAUAAUUACGUAGGCAAAAAUGACGAAGAAAUAAAGAGGCAGAAGCAAAUUGAUGAUUGGCUUCCAAUUACAUCUUCAAGGACAGCAAAAUGGUGGUACUCAGCUUUCCACAAUGUUACUGCUAUGGUUGGAGCUGGUGUCCUCAGUCUCCCUUAUGCCAUGGCAGAGCUUGGAUGGGGGCCUGGCGUUACUGCUCUAGUGCUAUCUUGGAUAAUCACUUUGUACACUCUGUGGCAAAUGGUUGAGAUGCAUGAGAUCGUUCCAGGGAAACGUUUUGAUAGAUACCAUGAACUGGGUCAGUAUGCAUUUGGAGAAAAACUUGGUCUCUGCAUUGUGGUCCCUCAACAACUUACUGUUCAAAUAGCUACGAACAUUAUCUAUAUGGUUACUGGAGGAACGUCACUGCAGAAGUUCCAUAACACUGUGUGCCCAAGCUGCAAGAAUAUCAAACUUACUUACUUCAUUAUGAUUUUUUCCUCUGUUCAUUUUGUGCUAUCCCAUUUGCCCAACUUCAACUCCAUCUCUGGUGUCUCCUUGGCUGCUGCAGUAAUGUCCUUGAGUUACUCCACCAUUGCCUGGGGAGCUUCUGUAGAUAAGGGUGUUCAGAAAGAUGUGGAAUAUAGCUACAAAGCCCAGAGUGCUGCAGGAACUGUCUUCGACUUCUUCGGUGCCUUGGGUAAUGUGGUUUUUGCCUAUGCUGGGCACAAUGUGGUCCUUGAGAUCCAAGCAACAAUUCCAUCUACACCAGAGAAGCCAUCCAAGGGUCCAAUGUGGAAAGGAGUCGUUGUUGCCUAUAUAAUUGUUGCUCUGUGCUACUUCCCUCUUGCUCUGAUUGGAUAUUGGAUCUUUGGAAAUAAGGUUGAAGACAAUAUCCUUAUCUCAUUGGAAAAACCAGCAUGGCUUAUCGCAAUGGCUAAUAUGUUCGUUGUCAUUCAUGUUAUUGGCGGCUAUCAGAUUUUUGCAAUGCCAGUGUUUGACAUGAUUGAAUCUGUAGUCGUAAAGAAGUUAAAAUUUCCACCCAGCGCAGCGCUGCGUUUCAUUAUUCGCAAUGUAUACGUGGCAUUAACGAUGUUCGUAGGCAUUACUUUCCCUUUCUUUGGUGGCCUUCUUUCAUUUUUUGGAGGAUUUGCUCUUGUUCCAACAUCAUACUAUCUCCCUUGCAUCAUUUGGCUUAUUGUCAAAAAACCAAGGAAGUACAGCUUAUCUUGGUGGACAAACUGGAUCUGUAUUGUGGUUGGUAUACUUUUGACGGUUCUAGCACCUAUUGGAGGGUUGAGACAGAUCAUACUUUCAGCAAAGACCUAUAAGUUUUACUCUUAAACUCAUCUUCACCCAGCUAAACGGGUAGUAAGUACCAGAAAUAAGCAAAAUUAUUUAGCAGAUAAGGAAAAAAAAGUAGCUGGUAACGACGAUUACGAAGCAAAUGAUCGAUGAUGAUAUUGAGCCAUAAUCAUAUGCAGGACAAAUUAUUUCAACAGUGUUUGUUCAGUAGUCACUGACACCACACCUGCAGUUUGUAAAUUCGAUCAUAGCCAACUUUAAUGAACUCCAUAUAUGCGUUUUAAAGCUUGUUUUGUUGUACAUCUCUUUGUAUGCUUUUCGCAUAUCACCCCCCGUUGUGUUUAUUUUCUGCAGUGUAUUAAUUGGUCACAGUUUGAAAUGUUGGCUCUGCAUUAGACAUUUAUGUAUACCAGCAAAUCUGAGCAGUUCGCUUUUGAGCAAAGUUUGUCAAUUCUACGGUGUUAAACCUUAGGAUUUGAUUGGGUUAUAUUUUCAA
Ziziphus jujuba (common jujube) is the source of this 2005-nucleotide messenger RNA. Its product is annotated as lysine histidine transporter 1. Bases 196 to 1548 code for a protein of 450 amino acids. The transcript is spliced from 8 exons. Gene Ontology annotation, cellular component: plasma membrane. Lineage: Eukaryota; Viridiplantae; Streptophyta; Magnoliopsida; Rosales; Rhamnaceae. The record is from RefSeq and is a predicted model, not a curated record.